Molecule: messenger RNA, 1020 nt
Organism: Ruditapes philippinarum (Manila clam)
Lineage: Eukaryota; Metazoa; Mollusca; Bivalvia; Venerida; Veneridae
Exons: 6
Coding region: 115-1020 (301 amino acids)
Source: RefSeq, a predicted model, not a curated record
CUACCCGGUAUAUACUCUUACAAAAGUUUAACAGUAUUAACUUUAUCAGUAUGCACACGGAUAAGUUAAACUGAAUGGAUAUUCCGAAACUUAGGAUUUAAAAAUAAGGAAAACAUGGAAAUAACAUUCUUCACACUUGUGUUUUGUGUUUGUUUUGUCCAAAAAAGUUUAGGGUUACCUUCCUUAACAUGUGAUGACGUAGAUCCUAUAUUAUCCUCUACAGUGAAAUGUUCCUGUCAAAAUGUUGGAACUCCUGGGAUUGAUUGGUAUAGAGGAGGCAUUUUUAUAACUCCAUGUACAUUAGGUGGACUUUGUUUCAGCUCCACGGGAUAUACGUUUACAGUAGAUGUUACAACAUCUACUUAUACCAUUGAAUUUGGAUCCUACAAUUAUACUGAAUGUACAAAUGUCACAUGUAGUGAUUCUACAACCCCUUCCGAUAGUGAUUUUAAACAUAUAUCGGUUGACGUUACCAGUUACAGUCCAACACUGUCGGUUGUUAAUGAGCCAGCUUCAAGUCAUAUGAUUGGUAAUAUUGAUUUUACCACCGAUUGCAUUUACAAGGCAAAUUCUUCACACAUUAAUACGACAGCAAUAUGGAAAGCAGUUGUGAACGGAACAGAAGAAGAUGAAUUAGAUAUUGACGGAACAAUAUCACAAACCGGAUCCUGUCAAUUUUGUACAACUGACUUUGCUUCAAAGAUUAUGGUUAGUUAUAUUCAUCAGGAAGAACAAAGUGAGAGUGGAAUCAAAGCAAAGAUACGACUCCGAUUAUUGAUUGAUGGAGUUCCUUACACUGUGACAACUAGAAAUGAAUAUUUUGUGAAAGGCAAAAAAGAAUCCUCAAACACUACUACUACCAUCACAAAUUCAACAUCAACAUCAGAUGUCAUUAAAAACACUACUUCCAAUUCAUUCAUUAUAAUAACAAUGCAUCAAUAUCAGUACUACCGAACAGCACGUAUGCUUCUGUACUUUAUACAGGUUUGGCAUGCUACACUGUUAUUUCUACAGUUGUAA